GCUUUGUCUUUGUCAUACGUUAUUUUAGAGCGUCAAUACACGCCACAUCCAGUGGAAUAAAACACACGCUUCGUAAUUGGAGGCAGGAGAGGAUUCAGAGAUGCACACAGAGACAGAACAGGAGGGAAGGAACGAUUGAAGGAUCUACGACCAGGACCAAAGGAAGUGUAGUGGUCUACUAGCUACAGCAACACAGUGAAAUGUUUAUUUAAAUGCACGAUUUCUCUGACCUGGUGUGAUACUGUUUUACGUUUUUGCUUCUGAAUUUUCUGGAAAUACCCCACGGUUUUAACAAGAAACACUGAAUUGUGCUGGACUGCACUUUGGGCGCCCCUCUGUCACCAUGGUAUUAGACUAUCAUCUCAUUAAGAUCAGAACGCUCCGAUGCCGCCAUCUCCACUGCAUUUUCUUCUGCCUCUUGACCAUCGCUGCUGUACUUGGUGUUCAGUCGUCAUAUCCUCAAAGCAGCGACUGUGUGCCUGACAAAGGAAAAGACUGUCCAGAUUUGUCUCAGAAGAAGAGUGAUUUGAGAGUGUGUGACAAAUCUACCUGUCGCUAUGGUGGAAUCUGCAGGGACAAUGGUGCGGACAUUAAAUGUGUAUGCCAGUUUCAGUGUCACGAAAAAUACAUCCCUGUAUGUGGAUCUAAUGGGGACACCUAUCAGAAUGAGUGCUACCUGAAGCAAGCAGCCUGCACCCAGCAACGUCUUGUAUCCCUAGCCUCUCCUGGACCCUGCGAUCCAGAUAGCAGCUCAGGGUCAGGGGAUGGAGAUGAUGAAGGAUCAGGUACAGAUACAAGCAAGAAACUCACUAAAUGUAGCAACUGCAAAUAUGGUGCUGAAUGUGAUGAGGAUUCAGAAGAUGAGGACUCGUGUUCGUGUAAAAUUGACUGUAGUGGGCAUAAUGAGAAUCCAGUGUGUGGUACAGAUGGAAACUCCUACAACAACCCUUGCCUUGUACGGGAGGCUUCAUGUCUGAAACAGGAGCAGAUCGAUGUUAAACAUCUGGGGAGAUGCCCAGAUAAGGGGAAAAAAAAUAAUGAUGAAGGACUGUCCUACAAGCCUGAUCUCUUUGACCCAGCAGAUCCAGGAGAAGGGAAAGGAUAUGGCUGGAUGCCAAUUCCCUGCACAGAUGACAACUUCUGUGUUCAUGGCCACUGUGAAUUUAAAUAUGGUCAUUCCUCGUGUCGGUGUGAUUCUGGAUACACAGGGCCACAGUGUGAGGAAGUUGCUGACUUUAACAUACUCUAUGUGGUGCCUAGUGGUCAAAAACUGCACUAUGUACUCAUAGCUUCUAUUAUUGGAGCUGUGCAGAUAGCCAUUAUUGUGGCUGUUGUCAUGUGCAUCACCAGGAAAUGUCCUAAGAAUAACCGAGGACGUCGGCAAAAACAAAACUUGGGUCAUUUCUCUUCAGACACCUCAUCCAGGAUGAUGUAGCUUGUUUUAUUUUUUGAUUUUAUACCUUUUGUACCAUGUGGAUUGCAUUUAAGAGUACCUUUUGUUUAAUUCUGUGUUUAUCUGUGGACCAUAGGUUUAUUUUUAGUUUAUUUAUGGUGCCUUAUUAUUCAUUUUAUUCUGGACAUUUAAGGAGCUUGUUGGCAGUUGUAAACACUGCCAACUGAAUGAUGAAAGCCAGCUUUUCUUUUUCUACCUUUUUUCUGUUACUUAUUUUUGGUAAAUGUUUGUGAAAUGUUCUUGGUACAGUUGCUGUACACUUUUUGUUCACUGAAUGUGUUUACUUUAGCGAGUGCAGCUGAACACCAAAUGGAGUUGGUUAUGUAUGACAAAACAACAGCAAUUUUUUUUAAAGGUAAUUGCAGACAAUGAAAUGCAGUGUGGAUGGAUGGCUAGUUAAUGUUGCAAUGUUGAAAUGUGUGUAGAUUUUAAUUUGUAAUGUUAUUGGUGGUGUCCUUGAUAAAAUGAUCAUUAAUUUAAUUCUAGACACUGCAUAUCGCAUGAAACUGUGUCCAGUGA
Messenger RNA from Neoarius graeffei (lesser salmon catfish), 1972 nucleotides. RefSeq names its product transmembrane protein with EGF-like and two follistatin-like domains 1b (gene tmeff1b). The transcript is spliced from 11 exons. NCBI's taxonomy places the organism in Eukaryota, Metazoa, Chordata, Actinopteri, Siluriformes, Ariidae. Bases 344 to 1435 code for a protein of 363 amino acids. Gene Ontology annotation, molecular function: protein binding. The record is from RefSeq and is a predicted model, not a curated record.